AUGCAUCACGACGUCGGCACGCACGGUGUCGACGCCCACCCACAACCCAGUCCCGUAGAGCCACAUGCACAGGCGCAGGUGCAGGCGCAGGCGCAGGCGCAGGAGCCGUCGACACGAGCCACCAGCCCCAUCGCUGCGGUCGGUAAUGGAGCCUCUGACAUUGGCACAUCUGAUGGCCCUGCACCCACACUGCCAGGCGAUAACGAUAGCCCCGAAAAGGGGCACACGAUGCUUUCGCCGGCCUCGCCAUCAACGCCCUCCAGCCUCGACUCCAUUUCCAACCCCCGUCACUCGCUCGAACAUGCCAAUCCGCUCCACCAGGACCAAGACAUUCUGUCCAGCCCCAGGCAUGAGCUAGAACUCAUCCCCGAGGACCGAUCCCUCGACGGCCUUGCUUCUCCCUCAACCGCCAGUCUGGCCAACUCCUCCACCUCGCCGCUACACAUCAACACCACCCUCCCUGUCUCCCACUCCAACCGAACAUCUGGUGCAUCCACCCCGGAGACGGGCAUCAUAAGGCCUGCAGUGCGACGCCCUAACCCCCACCACCCACUGCCACCGCGCCCGUCCUCGCCGUCCUCCUCCCCCGUCGAGCCACCACUGUCGCCCGUCAUCCGCAGCGCCUCCACGCACUCCGUCCUGCGCCACCCUGCACCCGACAACGUGGUGAACGCUCGCUCCGGCUCCUACACCGGCAACAUUGCUGCCCUCGAGGCGACAGCCGAGCGCUUUUCCAUGACGAGCAGCAUAGAGGACGCCAUCAGGAACGCCCACGAAGAGCUGAAGCGCAGCGACAGCCGUCGCUCGUCCAUCCUCGCCGCGAGCGUCAGGAGCGGCGGCGACUUCGGCGUCGACAGCCCCCCCGGCAUCGCCCCAGCACCCCUGUUCGCCCGCCAGAGCUCCAUUUCGCUCACCGGCCGCCUCAGGAGCGCAAGCAAGAGCAGCGGCGCCUUGUCGAGGGCAAACAGCACCAGGAGCAAGCCUGAAACCAUCGACGGCGAGGCCUUCCCCAACCUUUCGGCCUCGUCCAUGACGAGGUCUGGCCCUGGCAAGGGCUCUGUGCGGAGUGUACAUAGUAUCCAGAGCGUUCACAGCGUCCAGAGCAAUCGUUCCGGCCCCCUCUCCCUCGCCGAGAUCGCCGAGAUGGAGCCCCCAUCCGCCUUGACCCUGGACGCAAUGGAUGAAGCUGAUCGGACCGUCGCCAACCUACAAGACCUCGGAGACGAUGAUGAUGCCAUACUCGCGAGGGCCCACCAACACGUCGAACCAAACGCGACAGACAUAGAAGUCGCCGAGGAGAUGGCGAGUCGGGCUUCAAUGGACCUGGACAGGACACCCAUGCUGGAUCACUCUGCGGAUUCAUAUUGGGAUAACCACGAGGAUGCAAAUUUCCAGCUACGGAACCCCCAGGAUCCUCCUUCAGCCCGGGCCCGGGACGAGUACGAACCCCCGGCUGAGCAACGAUCUGGCGGCAGCGGCUCGCCAGACACUGAAGACGAGGACAACGCCUUCGCCGAUUUCGACGGUAUGCAUUGUGAUCCUGACACCGUGGCCGAACAAUUCCCUGUACAGCCAGAAGAGGCCCAGUACCCGCGGCCACGUCAACAGAGGCAGUCACAGAUGCCAAGGGCGCGGCCGCAGUCGUACCUCGACCCUGAGACAGGCCAACAGAUGCUUUAUUAUCCUGCGCGUGUCCCGGCCAUGUUGAAUCUUCCCCCGAAACUUGGAAAGGGGGUCAAAUCCACGCAGCGCAACAUGCGGCGCAGUCAGGUGCUCAGCCAGAUGCCACAGGCAGCUCGGGAGAGCAGGGCCUGGCUGCCUGACCCCCUGGAAGGCGAAGGCCCAAUAGAUUUGAUGGGGGAUGACCGACCAGCGAGCUCCAUCGACUCCAGCUCCCAUGGCCUUGGCCCCCAGGACGCGCUCGUCGCUCCUGGAGAGCCCGGACCUUCUUCCCAAGGACACUCGGUAGAUGCCUCCGAAAUACAAAAUCUACGGCGUCCUGGCAAGCUACGAGACCCUGACCAACGCAGAUCUCGCAUGGACCUCUCAGAUCUCCCGCCACAGCUGCGCGCUAGCGUUUUCUUCGACCUGCCGGGUGAGAGCCCAAAGAUAGAAGUCAAGGACGGUUCCGCCAUGAAGACUCUUGACAGCAUCCUCGAUGCGGCAGCCUCGGCGCCGGUCAACGCUUUCACAGACCAUGCAUUUGCUGGUCGUCUGGGCCCCGAAGUCUACGGGCUCGGCAACAAGAACAACCGCAAGAGCAGGAUGAUGCUGACAGCUGAAGACGCAGGUGGUGAUGGUGAAAGGAGCGGUCUCAUGACAUCAAAGAGCACGGUCUCUCUAGCCGUACCAGAGGCCGAGAAGCGGAAGUCUGUGUGGUCUCUGCUAGCAGGGCGUAACAAGUCCAAGAGCAGGGCCAAUCUCCUCGCAGAGAGAGACGAGGACGCCCGCUCGAAGUUGUCUGGCUCGGGCCGUGGUGACAGGGACUCGUCCCCUGAGGCUGACGAGCGCUCAGCUCUGGCCCCCGACGAGGAGGCGGAAGGGUCUGAAUCCGAGGAGGAACAAGUCUACACUGGCCCUCCCACGACUCUCCUGGCAGAGCUGCAACUGCGCAAACAGCAACACAAAAACCGCACCCGCAACCCAAUAGUCAAUGCCAGCGGCCUUCACAGCACACUUUUGGAGCUUGACGCUGUGGCGCAGGUCGAGGCACGGGCUCGCAAGAGCAAAAAGGUCAAUCUUGCGUGGGCUGCCGAUCCGGACGAGCCAGAGGAGUCAGACGACGAGGAUGUACCGCUCGGCCUACUAGCAGCCAAGAAACAGAUAGGGCCCAACGCCACUGAGCGUGACAUGGCCGUUGCUGCUCAGGAGAUCAGCAGGCCCUUGGGUCUCUGA
Diaporthe citri is the source of this 2895-nucleotide messenger RNA. RefSeq lists its product as uncharacterized. The transcript is spliced from 2 exons. NCBI's taxonomy places the organism in Eukaryota, Fungi, Ascomycota, Sordariomycetes, Diaporthales, Diaporthaceae. The coding region runs from base 1 to 2895 and encodes 964 amino acids. The record is from RefSeq and is a predicted model, not a curated record.